AUGGAUUAUUGUAAAAUUCUGUAUGCAGGGAAAUUGAUUGACCUGGCAUGGAGUGGAAAAGAGAAUAUGUCCAUUAGAGUCAGACGGAGCGAGAGAAAAGAGGACGUGGCAAAAGACAUUAUUCGUUUAGAGAAAGAAAAAGUCAUUCGAGUUGCCAAGAAGGAUCUCAUCAGUCACAUCACAACAGUUCUCGAAACCGAUCCCGACAGCAGUUCGAAGCUGGAUGAGUUUUUGAAGCUAUGUAAGAGGGUCGAGUACACAAUUCGGGCUUGGCAUAAUUUAGAAUUUCAGGAUAUGAUGAACAUCUAUACCCUAUUUGAUCCUCUACACGGAUCCAAGAAGUUGAAAAAAGAUGGACAUACUCUAACUUCAGAAGAAAUUGGUGAUCUUGAACAAAGGUUUCUCACACACAUGUUUCAGGUGAUGGACAAGAGUCAUUUUAAGAUUGCAGAUAAUGAAGAAAUUGAGGUUGCGAAUUCAGGGCAGUAUCUUCUACAUCUUCCCAUCGUGGUUGAUGAGUCUAAGCUUGACAACAAACUUUUGAAGAAAUAUUUUGAAGAUCAUCCUACCGAAAACAUUCCAGAUUUUUCUGAUAAGUAUGUCAUCUUCCGACGCGGCAUUGGACUUGAUAAGAAAACUGAUUGGUUUUUCAUGGAGAAGGUGGACAUUAUCAUUUCACGUAUUUGGAAAUAUUUUUUACAAAUAACAACGUUAGACAAAGUUUUCAAUAAAAAUACACCUGCAGCCCCUAAGAAGAGGGAUUCAGAAUCUGAGACAGAUGAGGAUGACUUCUUUGUUGAACGAAUCCGUCUUGACAGCAUGGAUCUAAGCCUUCAAAAUUUGCUUCUUAUGAACACAAUCCAGGAGCCAACUUUUGAAAGGAUUAUUGUUGUUUACAGGCAAGCAACUACCGAUGAGGAUCUUCCAGAACGGGGAAUACAUAUAAAGCAUUUCAAAAAUAUCCCAAUGGCUGAUUUGGAGAUAGUUCUUCCUGAAAAGAAGAACCCAGGUUUAACACCAAUGGACUGGCUUUCAUUCAUAGGCUCUGCUGUAGUUGGUCUGGUUGCUAUAGUUACUUCGAUUGAAACCACUAAACUCGAUCUUUGGGUUGCUUUUGCAAUUCUUUCCACUGUGAUUGGUUACAUUGCUACGACAUAUUUCAGUUUUCAGCAGAACUUAGCUGCGUAUCAGAGUUUGAUAACAGAGUCCAUGUACGAAAAACAACUAGAUAGUGGAAGGGGAACUCUUCUUAACUUAUGUGAUGACGUGAUUCAACAGGAAGUCAAGGAAGUAAUAAUUUGCUUCUAUGUGCUAAACGAAAUGGGGAAAUCUACAUUACCAGAUCUGGACUACAAGUGUGAGUGGCUGAUAAAAGAAUGGUAUAAGGACGAAAUCAAUUUUGAUGUGGACGAUGCAGUUAAGAAGCUAGAGAAAUUGGAAAUUGUUACUAAGGAUAGCGAGGGACUGUAUAGCACUGUUGGGCUGGAACGUGCCAACAAGAUCAUUGGCACCACCACUGAGGAGGUUGUCCUGAGCGCCAAGUAUAAAGAAAUGAGAGCUGAAAGUGAAGCUCAUGGUGAUCAUGCUAUUGGUAAAGCUAGUGUUGCUGAGCCUGAAGACGCUAUGACGUCCAACGAAGAAAGAGAACGUCUACUCGCUGGGUUUGCCGAGGAUUAG
Molecule: messenger RNA, 1677 nt
Organism: Fragaria vesca subsp. vesca
Lineage: Eukaryota; Viridiplantae; Streptophyta; Magnoliopsida; Rosales; Rosaceae
Exons: 16
Coding region: 1-1677 (558 amino acids)
Source: RefSeq, a predicted model, not a curated record